This is a messenger RNA of Notechis scutatus (mainland tiger snake), 4464 nucleotides long. Lineage: Eukaryota; Metazoa; Chordata; Lepidosauria; Squamata; Elapidae. The record is from RefSeq and is a predicted model, not a curated record.
GCUUCUUUCCCGCCUCAGCGGGGCGGGCGGAGACUGAGGGGAAAGGCCGGGGAGGCAGGCUUUAAAGGCUCGCCGCGGUGACGGGGAGGAGAAGGGCCGCGUCUGGAAGGGAAAUGGAGAAGGGCGCUGCCAGCCAGAAGGCAGGCCUGAAGGGGAAAGACUCCGAGGGGAGCUCCUCUAGGGAAGUCCCCAGGAGCCAAUUGACCGAAAAGGGCCCCGGGUCAGGCGCCGUGGGCCCCAUAUCAGGGGCAAUGGGCACAGUGUCAGGGGGCCUGGGCCCUGAGGUGGCCCCAGACCCGCCAAGUGGUGACCCCCCAACCCCCAGUGCAGACCCUUGGCUCCAGAGGAUGCUGGUCCUAGUCCUCAAAGCCUCUGGCAUGAGGGUCUCUCUGCCAGAGGCAGCCCCUGUGACGGUGCUGCUCCUGCAGAGGUAUAUGGCCGAGGGGUCUCCAACCCAGCCCAAUGCCUCCUGCCCGGCCUACUACUAUGACGUGACCAUCACGGAUGGCACCUACCAGGAGAAGUGCUUCCUGGCCCCCCAGCUGAACGCCCUGGUCCAGCGAAACGGGCUGGGCGCUGGCCGGCGGUUGAAGAUCACCCAGUGUUCCUACAUGUACAACGAAAGGAGCCUCAGCCCGGGCUUUGUGUGCAUUGAAGAGCUGGAAAUCCUAGAGGGGGCUUCGGCCUUCCCCGGCCCUGCCUCCCAGCUUGGAAUCUGCCACACGAAGACCAUCCUGCCCCUGAAAGGGGGAAGGAAGCAUUACCUCCCUCUCUGGAACAAUGACGAUCCCUUUGGGGAGAUGUGGGUGGAGAGGAAGCCCUUGAGGGAGGACGGUCUGGAGGCAUUCAAACCAAUAUCCAUCUCUAUUCUGGCCAUGACAUGGCAAAGCAAAUGCAGUUUUCCACCGUUGCGUGUCAGAAUCAUCCAUAAGUCUCGAUUACGUUAUUUUGGAAAACCAAACACAAAGCUAGAUGUUCCAUAUCAGGCUUAUUUUGAUGUGGCUGAUCAAUCUGGCAUGGUGUUAAUGGUGCUAUGGGGCUCUUUAUGCCCUGAAUGGUACAACAGUAUGAAAAUCGGAGCAGUCCUGCUGCUCGAAAAAUAUGCUGUUAAAAAAAGUUCUAUAAUACAGUCAAGUCCUGAAGAUUUGCAUAUGAAGAGAUUCAGUUCAAUAGAAAUUGCUUUGAACGUUCGAGACCCUCCAGCUAAAAUUAACAUCAUUCCAGAACAUAAAAUUAAACCAGAAUGGAAGUUGCCUGAAGUUGAAUAUCAUUUUGUAACAAGAUCUGAAUUGGAUAAAUUAGCACAAAAUCAGUUUUGUGACAUCAUUGGACUUGUACAAUAUGUUGGACGGGUCGAGCGCAAGAAGAAAAAAGGUUGUAUGGAUGACUUUUGGACCUAUCGCUGGGUACAUGUGGUUGAUGGAACUUCAGAGCAGCCGUUUAUAAUAGAAUUGUUUUCCACAUCUCAGCCGGAUAUAUUUGAGCAAAUUUACCCAAUGAAGUACUUGGUGUGUACCCAGAUGAGAGUGGAACAAAGUAUUUCUGAGAAUGGCUCCAGUGCAGCCUAUUUAACAACAUCUGUGAAAACUCAAAUGUUUUUUACAGGAUGGCAUAAGGGCCAGCCAUAUAUAAAAGAUCCAAAAGUGCAAAGUUUUAUCCAGUGGAUGAGAACCCAAGAGGAAGCUUCUUACGUGGACAAAGUUGUCAUUGGGGGAUACUAUCGUUUCCCGCCACUCCCACGUACAUUUGCAGAAUAUUGUAAAAAUAUGAAUGAAAAAUUAGUUUUGAUAUCCCUCAGUGAAAUUGAGAAGGAGAUUGACAGUUUGCACUACAGGGAACAGAAGCACAUUGCUUUUCAAGGGAUAAUUAGUGCUGUAAGAUGUGUCAGCUGUAGCAGUACCUCCCAGGAUGCCUCAGGAGAAUCCCCAAUGCAGAUCGAGAAAAGCUCAUCAGUAGGUACUUCUUUGUCGGAACACCCGCAAGUGAGAGAAUCAACUUCUAAGCAGAAGUCGCCAUCUCUGGAGCAACAAACCGUAGUAACUAGGAGUUGUGCAAAGAGACGUAUUUCAACUGUAGAGACCACGGAUCACCCUCCUGGUUCUUCUCAGCAUUCAUAUGUGACAAGGUCAAAAAGCAAAAGAAAAACGUUGCCCGAUUUUUCGCAAGAUAAUUCCGAUGCUGAUAAAGACAAUGCAGAAGUGAUGGAAACAGCACAGACGCACCAAACAGGUAACGAAGAAAUAGCCGACACGCCUGAAAAAGUCCACCCACAAAGGAUGUGCCCCAAUUCCUGGGAAAGUGUUCUCUGGACCUUCGCAAAAAACAACUUAGCACAGCACUUGGACUUCAGCAAGGUUUUCCCAGAAAGCUUCCCUUGUAAAUUUAAUUACGCUCACAGAGAAGUCCUGUUGAAACAAUACAAUCUUCAAGCAGCCAAAUUCCAGCCAGAAAAAUGCCUGGCGAGUGAAGAAACGAGUCACUUUGAAAAUGCCUGUCCUCUAGAAUACUAUCAAGUGGCUAUUCUUGGUGUAAAUCAUGAUAUAGCUAUAGAGGUUGCCCUCCUGAAGGACUCUUACUUAUUUCAAGUCAAAGAGGCGUCGCAAAAGGCAGCACCUUCUCACCUCAAGGAUACUACACCUUGCCAGGAGACCCUUAAGCAAGGAGGACUUUCACUUCCAGAUGAUUUAAAGGCCGCUGCCCUGGAGAAUCAACGGGUCAUCUGUAUUCUGGAUGUUUGUCCUCUGGAUAACAACAAAACUGAAGUCUUUCUUAGGAAAAUAUAUAAGAUAACAGAAGUUGAUGUAGUCAACCAAACAUAGUUCAUGGUUUGACGUAAAUGUAUUGUAAACUGAGCAUUAAACUUGCAAGAGAAUGUUUUUCUCCUGCUAUUCUAUCCUUAAUUUGGAUAUUUAGCAGUGGUUAAGGAAAGUUUCUGUUUCUUUCGUACUUGAAUUUUAUAGAAGUGUUUUGACAGGUACUUGCCUCUCAAAUCAGGGUUUUUUUGGCAACAAGUACUGCACAGCAUAUUGCUGUCUUAACCUUUGUUUAAGUUUAAAGUAGCAAAAGAUAAGCCACCAAUGCACGUGAUAGUCAGAUCUUGUCCUGUGAUACUGAAAAGGAAGACUGGCUCUUUUGCUGCUUAUCUCUGCUUUCUAGGUGACUGAAUUUGAUCUGAUUAUGAAAAGUUUGUCACAGGCAGCAAACAUCUUUAGUUAGGAUAGGUCAGGAGCAGAACUGCCUCCCUCAAAAGUUGCCUCAUUCAUCGACAGUCUGCAGAAGGCUUGGAUGUAGGACGAAGGAAAGCAACCAGGACAGGUUUCGUAUGUUGAGCUUGUUUGUGGAGCCUGCACAAAUGCUGCACUGGGGAGGGUGUCAUUGCCGUAAUCGAGCCCCUUAGAUUUGCUGUGUCAACUUUGGAUCAUGAUUACCUUGCCAGCUGAUCAUUAUAUGGUUGCGGCCUCUUCCGUAGAUGAUGAGCCUGUGGGAGGGAGGCAAAACACUCCAAUCAGAAGUUGUAAUUUUGGGUUUUGUUACAGAAUGGAAAUGAAGUAGAACUGCAUUGGGUGCACAAGUACCAGUCUAGUGCAGAUGGGUAAAAUCUGAUCAUGUGGUUUGAGAGCAGGCAUAGUACAGCUGCAGCCCAGUCACCCAGAAAAAGGGAAGUCGAAUAUGUGUGUGUUUGUAUUCAGUCUUGGAAAAAGUGAGUGUGCCUUUUAGUGUGACUUGGAAGAAACGAGUGGUCCUUUUUUUGUACAUUGUGUUGCACUAUUGCUUUGAUGUUAUAUUUUAUUGGCAGGGCUGCAGAGGAACUGCUGGGUUUGCCCUGAAAAUCCGUCUCUCUUGCUGCUGUCUUUCCUUCCCCAGACCAUGCCAGUAAUUCCAGCCCCCCCUUUUCCAUCAAGAAAUGUGAGGUUUGACAAAUGCCCUACUUGGUCCUUUUGGUGCCAAAAUCCUUUCCUUUUUUUCAGGAUUUGAAUGUUUUUUAUAACAAUUACAAUGUUCUGCAGUUUGCUUCUGUUUGAAUAUAUUGAUUUUAAGAUGAUGUCUGAAAAAAAUUUAUACUGGAAAAAAAGAAUAAAAAUGUAUCAAGUGUGUAAUUGUAUAUAGUACCAGAAGUGUUCAUGCAGUGCUUCCAGUUGGAAUAAAUUCAUUUAUAUAACCAUCUUGGUUCAAAUAGUUCUUCUGACUCCCACUACUAUUUCACAAUAAUGAUGAGUAGUGGGGGAAGAGGAUUUGCCAAAGAUGUUGAUGGUUACGACCAGUAUUGGAAAAUUAAGUUGCAAAAAAUUGAUAGAGCCAGCAUGUUAUUUCAGUGUUCAAACCCGGGUUCAAAAAAAAAUAAUGUAGCAAACCUAGACCGCCUAAAAUCAGUGAGGUAUGUUCAAACUGUAUGUAUUUUUAUAACAUUCAUUUGAAGCGAGGUUUCACUUAAAAAGUGCUUUAAAAUAAAAGUGAUGUUAUACA